GAGCAAACAUGAUGCGAAAAAACAACCCUGAAAAAAAAAAGAGUCAACGUUGCAGGACCUUUACAAACGCUCAUUUUGAUGAGGCCUCACUUAAUGCUUUCCAUUUUCGCUCUUCUUCGAUGAAUGGCUUCGCCCCAGUUGCCGCCCACUCAAAAGAGGGAACAUAAAAGUAUCCCCAAAUGGAUGCAAAAAAAAAAAAAAUUCCCUUUAACGCGUCAAACAAAACAUUCCUACUUCAUCGCAGCAGACGGAAAAUUCCAACGCAACAUUAAGAAAAUAAAAAUAAAUGAAAAAAACUCAUUGAACGUCCUGUAUGCAUAUUUUCCACAUUAACAUAAAUAAAAAGACAUUUUUUCUUUCAUCCCCAGGAGGGUUUUCCCCCCGCGCUUCAUCAUGAAUUACGACUCCGGCGUUUCGUAAAAUUUGCCCACUUUGUAACUCACGUGUGGCAUGCCAAAUGGAAAUCUUUCCGCGAACUAAAGUUCCAACAUGUUCGUGUACAUUCGCGUCCAACUCGUCCGCCGCGUAAGCAGCUAAGGGGUUUUUUUUUUGCACCUUCCCACAAGCAGACAUACACAUGCACAUAUAAAUACAUAUGCUUAUGCGCUCCACCAUCACCCCUCCAUAUACAUCGUGUACUCGCCUCACCGAAUAACCGCGUGCGCAAAAUGAGCAAAUAUAAAGGCUCCCUACUUACAGUACUGAUAAGCAGCACCGUCGGGUGGAACUUGAACAGGCUAUAUCGGCAAAACGAGUUGAGUGCACAGGGGGUUAGGAAUAACCAUGACGUAAUCGUAGUUAGGCAAGUAAACAUUUCUGAUAAGAAGAACCCACACAGUCACCUCCACAUCGAAAACAAUACGAGCACUAAUGGGAACCCCCAGUCAGCCAUUUUAAACGAAAAGGAGCUACUAAACUUGGUGCAGCACUUUAACGAUAUCAAUAAGAAACACAAAGGAUUCUGCGAAACGAGCAUCUUUAAAAAUUCCACCUUCUCAAAAACGGACAAUGAAAACAGCGGUGAGGACAGUUUCAACACCUACUUGAUAAUAGACAAAUGGAAAACAAAAAACGAAUUUGAAAAAUCCAAAAAGGACUUUGAAAUUUUGUUUGCACAGAAAAAUCAUAUUUAUGAUAAAAAAAUGGAGGAUGUUUAUCUGAACUAUGAAAUGUAUAAUAAUAACUACGAAACUGCCUCGGCACAAAAUAUUUUCCAGAAAUUGUACUACUUCAUUUUUGACUAG
Molecule: messenger RNA, 1244 nt
Organism: Plasmodium vivax (malaria parasite P. vivax)
Lineage: Eukaryota; Apicomplexa; Aconoidasida; Haemosporida; Plasmodiidae
Exons: 1
Coding region: 669-1244 (191 amino acids)
Source: RefSeq, a predicted model, not a curated record